GUUUUUAUUUUUUAAUAAAGUGUAUUAUAUUUAUUUAUAUGCAGUUAAGAAGAUAACUUGAUUAUUUUAUUGUUCUGUUCCAAAUUUUGAAGUAAGCUCGGUAAAGAGUUAAGCUCAAGAUGACUGAAGAAGAGAAUUUCACAGAAGUCGAUGUAUCAGAUGUUAUUGAGGAUUCCGAAAACUUACUUGAAGGUGAUUAUAAUAUAAGUGAAGCUACAAACUUACCGAACAACACUGAAGAAUCAGAAAUUGCUAACACUGAGAACCAACUAGAAAAAAAACUUCAAAGUGCCAACAAGAAUGAGGCGAUUCGUACAACAAAACUUCCAGUCGGCAGAAUUAAAAACAUUAUGAAAAUGGACCCUGACGUGCACGUUAUAAGUGCGGAAGCCGUAUUUCUAGUAGCCAAGGCAACUGAAAUGUUUCUUGAAACAAUUGGAAAGGAGACUUAUGUAUUCACAUCCCAGCAAAAGCGAAAAACAAUAGCAAAGAAGGAUUUGGAUGUUGUUAUCAACAAAGUUGACUGCUUGUGCUUUCUAGAAGGUGCUAUGGACUUUUAGAUUUAGGUUAAGUUAAGGUAAUAAAUUGUUAUACAUGUAUAUGUUUA
Messenger RNA from Aricia agestis (brown argus), 607 nucleotides. RefSeq names its product DNA polymerase epsilon subunit 4 (gene PolE4). The transcript has 2 exons. Gene Ontology annotation, molecular function: protein heterodimerization activity. Lineage: Eukaryota; Metazoa; Arthropoda; Insecta; Lepidoptera; Lycaenidae. Bases 120 to 560 code for a protein of 146 amino acids. The record is from RefSeq and is a predicted model, not a curated record. Gene Ontology annotation, cellular component: nucleus; epsilon DNA polymerase complex.